Triticum aestivum (bread wheat) is the source of this 1125-nucleotide messenger RNA. RefSeq lists its product as uncharacterized. Bases 58 to 1125 code for a protein of 355 amino acids. The record is from RefSeq and is a predicted model, not a curated record. NCBI's taxonomy places the organism in Eukaryota, Viridiplantae, Streptophyta, Magnoliopsida, Poales, Poaceae. The transcript has 3 exons.
UGCAGAUAUCGUCAAGGCCAAGACAAGGUUCCAUAUUUCAAAUCAUAUCUACUUUCGAUGAGGGCAAGGUCAUCCUACACUAUAAAUGUAUCUUUCGACCAGAUGUGUGAAUUCGAUAAUCUUGAUCUAAUAACUGCUACAUGUAAAAUCCUCAACAGCCAUGAGGAUUGGCUACUACCUGUUGCCCAAAAGUUCCUCGCACAGAAAAAAAACAGAAAUGAAAAGGGAUGGCGUGAUAAGACAUGCUUAUCUUUCAGCGGCUUCCCAGCAAGUAUGGAGAAGCUUGAAGACUUCUUAUCAAAUGGUCCUCUUGUCCAGUCUGUGAAGGUUUCUGUGCACAAAACACCAAUUCCUGCUGCAACAGUCAAUGGCAGGUCAUUGAUUGAGAUGCUGGUAGAUGCCGUGUCAGAGAAUCAUCUAAAUAAACUGAGCUGGGAAGGCAUAUUUAAUCAGGACGACAUUGUGAUCAUUGAUUAUGGAUGUGGUUCUAAACAGAUGAAGAUACUACAAGACACCGUGCCAGCUUCAGAAGAGGCUAUGCUAAAAGACCUACGCACAGCUGCUAAGUUGUUCAUACCAUUUUACAAGAUUAAUAAUGUUUUGCCAGUCUACUUUGAUCAGUUCAAUGAAGAGCUACAUGGAGCGACUAAUGUGUGUGUUGGGCAGAAAUGGUUCAUGGAAUCUUUGAGAUAUCAUCCCGCCCUCAUGCCCUCAUCUGGGCGUAGAUGCUUCGAAACUAUGCUCCCUAAUAUAUUUAAUAAAUACUACUCCAAACAACGCCCUCCUAACCUGGACAUUAUGGUAGAAAAGCCAUACCCUGAUGAUUGGAAGACAUCUGUGAAAUCUGCACAAAAGGAUGGCAAUGAUGUUCUUCAUAAGGUGUACACUCACAAAAAUAAACCUAGUCUGCAGAGGACUGAUAAGUACGACGACGGCGUGUGUGGGCUUAUGAGGUUCAAACGCAAUGUUCUUGAGCAUGGUGGGCACUGGCAAGGGCAACAAAAAGUGCAAGGGCAGUGUGAGCGACAUAUAGCUGACCUGGAGCUGUUAACCGCCAAGACGUUCUGCAAAUUUCUUCCCUGGCUGGUGCGAACCCUAUUGGAGAAGGGCCUGAUGGAUAAAUAG